Molecule: messenger RNA, 1223 nt
Organism: Meleagris gallopavo (turkey)
Lineage: Eukaryota; Metazoa; Chordata; Aves; Galliformes; Phasianidae
Source: RefSeq, a predicted model, not a curated record
UCCUUACAUACACAGGUCUUCUAGGCGUACUGAGGAGCGCGUGCACCAAAUUGAAAGGAAAAGCAGUGUGAUCAGCCUUCACCCUGCUGGCAGCUGGUGCCAGUUCAGGUAUCCUGUGGUGACCGUCACGCCUUCGUGCCGGUGUACUUUGCACUUCCUUGGCUCCUGCGUGCCCCCAGGCUGACUUGAACCACUUGCAGGCAGAGUGAAGUUGGCUGUGCAGCAGCUUGCAGGCAGCACUGCCAUAUAGCAGGAUAUCCAAAACCUCCACCUGCCACCUUGGUGUGGAUAGCAGGAGGUGCCCCAGCAUUUGUACUGAGUUGGGUUGAAUCAGCAGGAUUCCUUGUGCUGCUUCCUGUUCAAGAUGCAGCGCGUUACCUGGGAAUGAUCAUUCAGUUGCCUUGGAGAUGAUCCUUCUGCUGUAAAUGUAGGGCUGGAGAUUAAUGUUGUGGGCAGUAUGGACCUAAUGAACGGACAGUCAAGCAGUGUUAAUAUUGCAGCUACUGCUUCAGAGUGUUUUUGUUUGUUCCUGCAGAAGAGCAGCAGUUCCGAAUCCCUGAGUGACAAAGGUUCAGCUGAACUGAAGAAGAGCUUUGAUGCAGUGGUAUUUGAUGUUCUGAAGGUUACACCAGAAGAAUAUGCAGGUCAGAUAACACUAAUGGAUGUCCCCGUAUUUAAAGCAAUUCAGCCAGAGGAGCUGGCAAGCUGUGGUUGGAAUAAAAAAGAGAAAUACAGUUCUGCUCCAAAUGCAGUUGCUUUCACCAGAAGAUUCAAUCAUGUAAGCUUCUGGGUAGUCAGAGAGAUUCUACAUGCACAGACCUUAAAAAUAAGAGCUGAGGUUUUGAGCCACUAUAUUAAAACUGCAAAGAAACUGUAUGAGCUGAACAAUCUGCACGCUCUUAUGGCAGUUGUGUCAGGCCUACAGAGUGCUCCUAUCUUCAGACUGACUAAAACGUGGGCGUUAUUGAGUCGGAAGGAUAAAGCCACUUUUGAAAAGCUGGAGUAUGUUAUGAGUAAAGAAGAUAAUUACAAAAGGCUUAGAGAUUACAUCAGCAGCUUGAAGAUGACUCCAUGUAUUCCCUAUUUAGCUAAACAUUGUUGAAACUCACUGACUUCGAUCCCUGUCCAAAAAGAUGAACUACAACCCUUGAAGCCAUACACGACCGAUUAAAAUAUAGAGGGAAUGUGCUUUGAAACCAAACUGCUCUUUUCUCUCCUCUGAA